Molecule: messenger RNA, 1533 nt
Organism: Apodemus sylvaticus (European woodmouse)
Lineage: Eukaryota; Metazoa; Chordata; Mammalia; Rodentia; Muridae
Gene: Bloc1s3
Product: biogenesis of lysosomal organelles complex 1 subunit 3
Exons: 2
Coding region: 115-702 (195 amino acids)
Cellular component (GO): BLOC-1 complex
Source: RefSeq, a predicted model, not a curated record
CCUAACCGCUUUCCUAUUGGCCAUACCCCGACUCACGUGACGCUAGGAGAGCGCGCCUGACUUCCGCCAGGCAGCGGACCUCGGGCGAGGAGCUUCGGAGACCUGCUCCGUGUCAUGGCGUCGUCCCAGGGUCGGCGGAGAAGGCUGGGGACGGUGGUACCUGGGGAAGCGGCGGAGACCGACUCGGAGCUGUCUGCGUCCUCGUCGGAGGAGGAGCUCUACCUGGGUCCGUCGGGCCCUACGCGCGGCCGCCCCACGGGGCUGCGUGUGGCCGGGGAGGCGGCGGAGACCGACUCGGAGCCCGAGCCCGAGCCCGCGGCCGCGCCGGGAGACCUGCCCCCGCUCGUGGUGCAGCGCGACGCGGUGGAGACGUGGGGCACGGAGGAGACGCCGGCCAUGGCGCCCGCGCGCUCGCUGCUGCAGCUCCGCUUGGCCGAGAGCCAGACGCGCCUGGACCACGACGUGGCGGCUGCGGUGAGCGGCGUGUACCGCCGCGCGGGUCGCGAUGUGGCCGCCCUGGCCGGGAGGCUGGCGGCCGCUCAGGCCACCGGGUUGGCAGCCGCCCACAGCGUGCGUCUGGCGCGCGGGGACCUCUGCGCGCUCGCCGAGCGCCUGGACAUCGUGGCUGGCUGUCGCCUGCUACCGGACAUUCGAGGGGUGCCGGGCGUCGAGCCCGAGCAGGACCCGGGGCCGAGAGCCUAGGCUGUCACUGUGCCCCCCACCUGACUCUGCCUCGCGGUGGACACGCGCACGGCCUGCGGCUUCUGACUCUGUCUUUGUUCCUGGGUCACCGAGGCCUCCAAGGCGUGGCAGCGUUUGAUCGAUGCCGACGGAAGCCGAAUCUUCAUUGGUUUGGCCGGAUGACAUUCUUGGCGCAGUUCUGGGAUCCCCAACCCGAGACUCGGCCCAGGUUCUGUGGCUAAGUAGCCCAGCCCCCACCCCCUCCCUCUGGGCCUGUUUCCUGAAUCCAGCUAGACCCCUAGGCAGGGCGGCGUUUGCUUUCUUUUUUUGAACCUCUCUGAGUUUAGGUUUUGGGGGGUGGCGGUGACCCUCUAGUAUACAUCCCUAAAUGACGGUCACUCCCGAUCCGAGGACACCUUCCUCUUACACGUACGCCUCCUACACACAGGUCCGUGGCCAGAUGCAGACCCACCUAGGUGGUAACCCUAACUCUCGGCGUUUGGGUUCAGGCAGCGCCCCCUGGUGUUUGAUCGCUAUAGGGACCUGGCUCCACAAGUGUUGGCUUCCUGACCUCUGGGCGCCGAGGAUAGCUGGUUCUUUUUGCCUGUUUGGGUUCGGCUGUUAGUCUCUGUCUUAAUGAGGAGUCUCUGACCUUAUGUGGAAGGGAGCUUGGGUGGUGGGAGAGACUGUAGCUCAGCGAUGUUGUGUAUGCUUAGUGCGGGCACUCCAGGCGUGGGUUCAAUUCCUAGUACCACCCUGCGCCAAAAGAAACAAAGAAUCUAGAGCAUUCUUAGACGCCUGUGCCUCCUUUUAAAGAUGUACCCCCCUUAAUUCUAACUUCCUGCUAAUUUU